GCUGAGAACCGACGGGAUCUUUUGUGUAACAGACAGUAUGGCGAUACGAGAGGUUGAUUCUGGUGUGCUGCAAGAGAAAUGGAUACAUAGCAAAAUGACAGGAGAUAGACGACGAUACUGAGCUACUAGUAGGGGGUAGAAUCGUGCUUUCUGUGUACCUACCUACAAUGUAAACAGUCGAUGAUGGAAAAGAUAAUUAUUGGUGCAGCCUCGCGUCUCCUUCACCCCGGACUUGGCAACAUUUGCCCAUUUCGGCGGGACGAGCAUGACUGCCAGAUAGAUGCAACGUACAUAUAGCUACUGUAUGUUCUACUAAAAAGUGACCCAACGUCCAAGCGUUCAGGAGCCGACUUUCCCCUUGCGGCUCCCAAGGAGCUUCGCUUUCCGUGGACAGCAUGUCUGCCAGCGCCGACCAAAGGUAGCAGGAUUGAACUCCAUGUCCAUGCCGCGGCGGCACCUCCAGCAUGUCCCUGAGACCACCAGCAGCGCCGCUCGCACCGCAUGCCGGUACCGGCGAGGAAGAUGAGAACGAGCCCGACCUCGAGUUGACAAUAAGGUUUUCGGCCUCCCUUCCCGACCUUGUCCUCACGAUCCCCGGGUCCGAGUCAUUGAACGCCAACACCGCGACGCUCAAACAGUUGAUCCGCUCACACGUCCCGCAAGAAUAUGCCAACAGACGCAUCCGGCUAAUUCACGCCGGGAAAGCUCUCGUCGACGAAGUCCCGCUCAGUGCAUCCCUCAAACGCAAUGUGAGCAGACCGCCGUCACGCAUAAGCACGCCCGGACCAUACGACGACAACGACCAGUCGAGUAAUGGCAACGGAAGCGCUAGGAGCUCAAGCAAGAAGACGGCUGCGGCGACAUCGAGACCACCACCGCUGCAAUGGAGUACUACCGCUAACAGUGGUGGUAGCGAUACUGCCAAAGGCAAACUGGCCGUGCGGGAUCAGCCGCGCAUCUACAUCCACUGCUCGAUCGGAGACAUUGUGCUUUCGCCGGGAGAACUGGCUGCAGAAGCAGCGGGCGCGGCCGCCGCUGCGUCAAGACAUGACGACGGCGAAAGAGACGGUGAUGGGAAGACUACAUCUGCUGCUGGUGCUGCUGCUUCUGGUGAAGCGGGCACUCAGGCUUCUAGAUCGUCGCAAAUAUCCAACACCACGACCCCGGCGCCGCGAGGGUUCGAUCGCUUGUUGAACGCCGGCUUCACGCCUGCCGAGGUCCAGUCGCUGCGGCUCCAGUUCCUUGCUAUCCAGGCGCACACGCACACCCCGGACACGAUGCCGUCGCCGAAUACCCUUCGGGAUAUGGAGGAUCGCUGGCUCGACAAUUCGAGCGCGGGAGGAGAUCUAGGCGGCGGUGGAAUCGGUGGUGCGGCCCUCGGAGGUGCCGGGGGUGCAGCUGGAGGAGGUGAGGAUGACUUGCAAGUCGGCGCGUUAGAUGAUAUGAUUUGGGGCACGGCCAUGGGCUUCUUCUGGCCCAUCGGAUGUCUCAUGUGGGGAGUGCGCGAAGAAGGCAUCUGGAGCCAGCGCCGCAAAAUGGCCGUCGUGGUAGGCUUCAUGUUGAAUGUAGGUUUGGGUAUCAUUCGAUACACGGGGUGAAUGGAAUGGACGAGUUGUACUGUAUGUCCACCAUUGUUUUUGCGCGAAGAUUCUUCUUAAGUGACAGUCACCGUCACAGUCACUAUGGGCUGUCGACUUCACUGCCUGAAAUUCAGCCAGUUGAACUACCUACACUACUGCCUUUAUAUUAUACAUCAACCAAAUUAUCCCCAACAAUCGCCACUUCACCACCAUCGGGUCCUAUGGCCUAGGUGGGUAGGGGAUUUGGGAUUGGUGCCUAGUCCGAGUCAACAACUAGGUCGGCUAUAAAAUACUCUCAACCAUAAUUGUUCGGUCAAAAAACCCUGAUGGCAUAAAACACCGGGGGUUUUCAGUCACUCAUACACCUCUAUACGACUGGGCUUGUGAGACCUGUUUUUUUGGGCCUUGUGCAACUCCGUCAAACUGAACAAGAUGGGCCAAUAACCCUUUACUUGACGCUCUGCUCCUCCAUAUGCUAUGAUUUCUGUUCCAUGAAUGGCGGGUCAAAAAUGAUAUUACAGUCCGAGCAGACAUGUCCUUGAUAUGUACGCAUGGGUAUAGUUCUUGUUACAAGAGACAUGCUCCCGACAACUACCUUUGGCAUGGUCGGUUAUGCCAGACUAAAGUGAAUUAAUGCAUUGGGAUUUUCAAUGUACGCCAUGGAACGCCUGUCUCCCAGUUUCCCAUUGAUCCCGAUAACAAAAAAAGACUUGUUGUAUACAGCCAGCCAGUCAAGGACUUCAUCUGAACUUGCUGUAUAUCACGCCGAUAAUGAGAAGCACCAGCACCGUGAUAAUCGC
Exophiala dermatitidis NIH/UT8656 is the source of this 2380-nucleotide messenger RNA. RefSeq lists its product as uncharacterized. Bases 465 to 1598 code for a protein of 377 amino acids. The transcript has a single exon. Gene Ontology annotation, cellular component: Dsc E3 ubiquitin ligase complex; endoplasmic reticulum. The record is from RefSeq and is a predicted model, not a curated record. NCBI's taxonomy places the organism in Eukaryota, Fungi, Ascomycota, Eurotiomycetes, Chaetothyriales, Herpotrichiellaceae. Gene Ontology annotation, biological process: protein processing.